GCAGCCCGCGGCGCCCGAGGACCCGCCGCGCCCGCGCCCUCCGCGCCCCUCGCCGGUCCCGGUCCCGGUCCCGAGGAAUGAUGAAGAAGACCAAUUCCGCCAAGCGGGGCCCCCAGGAUGGGAACCAGCAGCCUGCCCAGCCCGAGAAGGUGGGCUGGGUCCGGAAAUUCUGUGGGAAAGGCAUUUUUCGGGAAAUCUGGAAAAACCGCUACGUGGUCCUGAAGGGGGAUCAGCUGUACAUCUCCGAGAAGGAGGUGAAAGACGAGAAGAACUUCCAGGAGGUGUUUGACUUGAAUGACUACGAGAAGUGCGAAGAGCUCAGGAAAUCGAAAAGCAGAAGCAAAAAGAACUACAGCAAGUUCUCCCUCACUCACUCCAAGGAGCCUGGAAACACGGCCCCCAACCUUGUCUUCCUGGCUGUGAGUCCCGAAGAGAAGGAGUCUUGGAUCAAUGCGCUCAACUCUGCCAUUACCCGGGCCAAAAACCGCAUCCUGGAUGAGGUUACUGUCGAGGAGGAGAGUUGUCUUGCUCACCCAACUCGCGACCGAGCAAAGAUCCAGCACUCCCGGAGGCCUCCGACCAGGGGCCACUUGAUGGCCGUGGCAUCUACCUCAACGUCAGACGGGAUGCUGACGCUUGACUUGAUCCAGGAGGAGGACGGCUCUCCGGAAGACCACGGCACCUGUGAAGAGAGCUUCCGGGUGGACCUGGAUAAAUCCGUAGCCCAUCUCACUGCUGGGAGACGGCGUUCUGAUUCGGAGAACACGAGGCCGCCGGAGAAGACCCGGACGAACAGCCUCCCGCGGCGGGAGAUCGCCUCUUGGGACAGGUUCUCGCAGCGCAACGAUUCCGUUGAGCGGGGGCCCGUGUACACUCCCCAGGUUCCGAAGAAGCUGUCCCACUCGGAAAAGAGCAAGUGCGCCUCCAUGGAGGAGAUACUGUCUUGCCGGGACUCCUCGUCGGCGCACCGGGCCGUGCUGCGGAAGGGCCUGGAGGAGCGCUUUGCUGCGGCAGAGCCCGCGCGGCUGGCGCGGAUACAGGAACUGGUUGCGCUGAAACUUGAAAAGACGCAGGAACUACUGACCGAGGUGAGGGGCUACGCGGAGGGGCAGCGAAGGGCCCCGGAGCCGAGCGCCUCCGCCACCUCCUCGUCCUCCCCGCCCGCCUUGCCUUCGCCCAAGCUGGACUCGGAGGCCAUCCUGCAGGAGACGGAGCGGCUGCUGGGAGAGGCCUCCUCCCACUGGAGCCAGGCGCAGAAGGUGCUGCAGGAGGUCAAAGAACUGAGGGGCUUGUACAAGCAGCUGGAGCUGCAGCUCUCGGACCCGAAAUGCAAACCGGACACGCAGUCCCAGCACCGGCGGAGUAUGAUGUGACGGCCCGGUGGGACGGGGGCACGAGGCGGCCGGGAAGAGGGCACAGGAGUGGGCGGGUAUGUCUGUUUUUAAUUUUGGGGCUCGAUGCAGACGAGGUGCCUGGAGGGCGCUCCAGUCCUGCCUCUUUGCGAGCCCAGGUUCCUUCCUGCUCGUUUCCUUCCUCCGGCCCUUCCUGCCUUCCUGCUCUUGCCCUCCCUGGCCCCAGAUAAGCACAUUCCAGUAAAUCACUUUGUAUGCA
Molecule: messenger RNA, 1611 nt
Organism: Varanus komodoensis (Komodo dragon)
Lineage: Eukaryota; Metazoa; Chordata; Lepidosauria; Squamata; Varanidae
Gene: PLEKHO1
Product: pleckstrin homology domain containing O1
Exons: 6
Coding region: 78-1373 (431 amino acids)
Biological process (GO): regulation of myoblast fusion
Cellular component (GO): ruffle membrane; muscle cell projection membrane
Source: RefSeq, a predicted model, not a curated record